Ilyonectria robusta is the source of this 777-nucleotide messenger RNA. Its product is annotated as chromosome segregation protein Spc25-domain-containing protein. Gene Ontology annotation, cellular component: Ndc80 complex. The record is from RefSeq and is a predicted model, not a curated record. Gene Ontology annotation, biological process: chromosome segregation. The transcript has 2 exons. Lineage: Eukaryota; Fungi; Ascomycota; Sordariomycetes; Hypocreales; Nectriaceae. Bases 1 to 777 code for a protein of 258 amino acids.
AUGGCUACCGCUUUCGAGCCCUCGCUUUCCGCAAGCCUCAGCCGCCAGACCAUGGUGCCUGCUGGCCCCUCUAUCGCGGACACACUGCCCAACAUCAACUUCGGCUUCGACGACCUGCGCGACCGCAUGACCAAGUUUACCGCCAAGUUCGAUGCAUUCAUCGAGCAGGGUCGCAAGCGCGUCUUGGAGGAUCGCAACCAAUUCCGCAUGAAUGUCGCAGAACUUCAAGAGGAUCAACGAAUGAAGAAGAGAGAUAUCGAGAUCAUCCAAGUCAAGACAUCGUCACACCAACAGACUGUCGAGAAGGAAGAGGCCGAGACCCGGGAGAUGGAGGCUGCUAUCAACUCCUUCGCUUCACAGCGCGACAACCACCUUGCCACGCGCGACAGCCUCAAGGCGCAGAUCGCCCAGACCCAGGCCGAGAUCGACGCGCGACUUGCAGCGCAGCGCUCGCACGCACAGCAGCAGGAGGCCCAGUCACGAUUUAACGUACCGGAGCUAGACUUCUGGAUCACCAACCUCUGCCUGAAGAUCGAAGGCGCGGGUCACGACGACCGGCUCAAGUUUGUUUACACACAUAUCGACGAGAAGAAUUGGGAGCGGGAGGCGUGGUUCGAACUUGUCACUAGCUCUCGCGACUACGACGUUAAGCACUGUCGACCGAAGCUGGAGAGAGAAAAGGUUGAGCGGGUUCUGGAUCGGGUGAACGAAUCGAGAGAGCUGGUGGUGCUCCUCAAAGGAAUGAGGGAGUUGUUUGUGGAGGCAGUGAAGUCUUGA